Messenger RNA from Exophiala xenobiotica, 2388 nucleotides. RefSeq lists its product as uncharacterized. NCBI's taxonomy places the organism in Eukaryota, Fungi, Ascomycota, Eurotiomycetes, Chaetothyriales, Herpotrichiellaceae. The record is from RefSeq and is a predicted model, not a curated record. The transcript has a single exon. Gene Ontology annotation, molecular function: guanyl-nucleotide exchange factor activity. Bases 191 to 2092 code for a protein of 633 amino acids.
CUCACUGUAUCACUUGACCCUCAGCAAUUGCACUGCAGCAUCUCAUAGACCGCGUCUUUUGGUGCAUAUCCUACGGUGCAUGGUUAUGCAGACCAUCUUCGUCUUCUCAGCCAAUUUUUGGACGUGAACCAUGAUCGUCUGUGCACUUCCUCUUCCUGCCUCUUGACCCUGAUCGCGUAUUCUCAGCAACAUGUCCAAGUCCGGCAACCUGGCCGCUCUUUCGGCCAUCCUCAACUCCUCAGAGACACCUACCAUCUACUACGCCGAAGACCCUCCAUAUCUCCCCCGUAUCCUGGUCUUCUACUGGCCUGUGCAAGCUCUCGGCUCGUUGGCUUCGACGUCUCGAAUCCGUGCUACCAUUCUCUCCGCAGCCGGCUUCAAAAGCUAUGGGGCUUUCUCAGUUGCCCCGAAUAGCAGCUACUAUUCCGCGGUCCACAAGUUACCAGAAGACAAACAGAGAGAUGAUGUCUGUCGUGGCAUUGCCUUCGCUCUUUGUCGAUACUUCUCGGAAGUGCCAACCGAGGUCAAGAAUGCCAUCGCGGACGAAAACCUGAACCACGGUAUAACAUUGAAGUGGGGGCAGUCACACGCGGCGCAGGUGACCUGCAGGAUGAGUAGAGUCAUAAACACAGAAGAAGUUAUUGAAGCACUGCGUCCAUUCUCAAAAGAACGGCCUUCCAGUCCGCCAACUCCAAUCAAGCCAGGUCUGUCCAUCAGGAAAACUCGACCGUCGUUCUUGCCUGCAGAGGCUAGCAGCUAUGGUGCUAGCCGGGCUGGGAACCUCUUCACGCCUUCAAGAAGGAUUCCAAGCAGUCACGCAAAGCGCUCUCCGUCCGCCUCUACUCAAGGAACUAGGAAGGCUAGUGCUGCGCAAGCACCGAAGCAUUCCUUGGACCAGUUGGAGUCGCUACGUUUCAAGAUGUGCGAAUUCGUCGAUACCGAAGAUAGAUACCUCACCAGAUUGCAGGAGCUGAUAGAUCUUGUCACCAACCAAGGCCGGACCCCCAAGUCAUUGAGCUCGCGAUUGCAAAGUUCUCGGAACCAGAAGACAGUCAAUGCAAUCAUUCGGUUUCCCUCAUUGCUAGACCAGAUCAAGGACCUGAAUCUGGCCUUCCUUGACGACAUCGAGAGCGCCCUUUCCACUUCAGAAGAUGCAGCCUUGAUGUUCCUCGACCAAGCUUCCCAGAAUCCCCAGCUGCUACAAUCCGCUAAAGACCCAAUGGGUGUCUACAGCUUCGCCAAAGUACUGCUUCACCACUUCCCCAAGUUCCCCAUGCCAUACAGAGAGUACCUGGACCUUCAUUCCCAAGUGGCCUCUAACCUCGACCAAUUCUUGAAAGAAGGCACAACCUCGAUCCAACAAGCGCCAUCCCUGCUUAUGGAGCCAGCACAGCGUAUCUCACGAUACGGCCUGUACAUUGACACGAUGCUUCCACAUGUACCUUCGAAUUUCACUGCCGCCAUACGUACUCUCGAAAAGGCGCGCAAGAUUAUUGGUGAAAUAUGCGAAAUGGAACCAGCGGCCUCGACCAUUCUCGACUCUCUUCGCAUCGAGCACGAGUCACGCAAGAAAGGGCUCUCCCCUACAAAGCUUUUGUCAGGCUUGACACGAUCAACCGGGACGAUCAGGGAGGCUCCAGCCCUGACAGGAAGUCUGAAGGGGCGUGAAGGGCCUCGUCUCUUCCCUAGCCUCGGGAGGAGCUUGAGUCGACGACAUAAGACUUCAAGACCCGGUCUGGCCGGUAUCCUCUCCGAGCAAGAUCCAGAACAAGUCAGCAACGUCGCGAGCUCGCGCAAUGACGAAAACAGACCUCUUACCUCGAGUUCGGCACUCUCUUCCGGAUCCAUCGUCAAGAGACCGUUGACCGCAGGGUCGAUGACUACCACCCGCUCAGCGCCGAGUCCUGGGCCUGCUCUUCCCAUACUGAUGCCAGCCAGCAAGACGGCGGAAGCAUCGUCAACGACACUGGAACAAUACAAGGCCGAACUAAUGCGUGUCGACGAAGAAAAUUACAAACUGCUUCAAGAGAAUGCGGAGUUGAAGCGGCAGAUCCGUGAAUGUAAAUGUGGCGGUGCUGCUGCUCGGCGCUGACAGUCGCGGGAGACGAGAGAGCUCCGGCGGCCUGAUGUAUAUCGGUGGUUGAUGCUGUACCUCAGUCAGUGGAGGAAGGAAGAUGUUUACGACUUAUGAUACAGAAUUGUCAUGACUUUAUCAGUGGCUUUGGCAUAAUCUUGUCCAGCAACAGGUUUUGCUCGCUUCCAAAGGUGUAUUUUUACAGGAUGCAUAGGUCAUGUAUUGUACUAGCAUUGGGCCCUCGCCAUCGAAAUCAGUAAAACGUGUUUCCUGGUUUAGUGAACGCUUCUCAAAGUCGCCCGCUUCAAUAAGAG